UUGCACGUCUGUGUAGAACAUUUGAAUUGUUGUGUUUGUUGCAUUGUGAAUUAAGAACUUUAAGCCAAACCUUUCAACUAAACGUAAAAAAUGAAAAGUAAAUCAGUUAGGAAUCGGACACGCAGGAGGCUUUCUAGGAGAAAUGCGAAAAAGCAAAUCCAUACUGAGGGAUUUUUGACUUCAGCUCCAUCGAAAGAAAUACCAAAAGUUAACAAUUAUACCGCCAGCAAAGCUGCAGGUGUAUGGCGUGACUUGUAUGAAUCUUUUGUGAUGAGACAAUGUCAAGCCCAGAUAGAGUAUUGGAAGCAACGUGCAACGCAUUUGGAUCAAGAAAAUGAAGAGCUGCGCAAUCAGUUAAUGGCAACCAAGCCAGUUUAUGAAACUUCGUCUGAAGAAGAGGAAGAACAGUCAUACUUGGAUGGUGAAGAUAUGAGCAGGUAUGAAGAAGCAGAAAUUAGUCCCGAGUACUUGGAAUUUAGAUCUGUGACACUUAAACAUCGUGAGGAGUUACGACAAACUCGAGAAAGAGAACGCAUGGAGAGUGAGAUGCUGAAAAUAUGAGCAACCAUGAAUAAGCAGAGGUUUUCCCGGAGUAUUUGGAAUUUAGAUUUGUGACACUUAAACAUCAUGAGGAGUCGUGGCAUACUGGCGAAAUUCAACGCAUGGCGAAUAAGGUUGAUUUUAUAUUCCCCUUUUUUUCUUUUCAGCCAUAAAGCUUUCAGUAUAAUAUGUGUAGGUAGAUGAAAAAACUGGAUCAGUUUAAAUUUUUAAUUUGUGUGAAAGUGUUUGAUCGGAAGCAACAAAAAAUUAGAGUCUGAAAGAGAGAUUAGUUUCUCUUCCAACUUGAAAUAAUGUUUCUACUUUCAUUUAAUUUACUUUUACCAUAAUAUCGUCCAAAUAUAACUUUGUUGUGACAAUAA
Molecule: messenger RNA, 920 nt
Organism: Anastrepha obliqua
Lineage: Eukaryota; Metazoa; Arthropoda; Insecta; Diptera; Tephritidae
Exons: 2
Coding region: 91-561 (156 amino acids)
Source: RefSeq, a predicted model, not a curated record